Messenger RNA from Syngnathus acus (greater pipefish), 3141 nucleotides. RefSeq names its product leucine-rich repeat, immunoglobulin-like and transmembrane domains 2 (gene lrit2). The record is from RefSeq and is a predicted model, not a curated record. NCBI's taxonomy places the organism in Eukaryota, Metazoa, Chordata, Actinopteri, Syngnathiformes, Syngnathidae. Gene Ontology annotation, molecular function: protein binding. The transcript has 3 exons. Bases 70 to 1788 code for a protein of 572 amino acids.
UAAGCUUCCCUCGUCUGCCUCACUCGAUAUGUCUUGAGCACGAAUGCCGCCCGCCAUUGGGGCAAUUUUAUGCAGACUAUGGACAGGAUUUGUUACCUGCUUGUUAUAGUUUUAUUUUAUUUCCAAAGAUCUGAAAGUUUCUCUCAGUGUUUGCGAGGGUGCAGCUGUAUAGAAGACCGUCAUGGAAGGUCCCUCAUAUGCAUGGAGGAGAACACGUUUGGAGUCACACCAGAGAAUAUUCCCCAUGAUAUGACCAAAAUCAGAAUAGAAAAAUCCCACUUCACUGAAAUCAAGCGCGGGGCUUUCAUCAGAGCGUCCGGCUUGGAGAACCUGUGGUUGAACUUCAACGACAUCACCCUGAUUAACUCGAAGGCUUUGGAAGGUUUAGGCAACCUCACUGAGCUCCGCCUAGAAGGGAACAAGCUGCGCUCCGUACCAUGGACAGCGUUCGAGGACACCCCGAGUCUAAAGAUCCUGGACCUGAAGCACAACCAGCUAGAUGUGCUGCCAGAACAUGCGUUAAAAAAUUUGCCCCAUCUGACUUACUUAGACUUAUCCUUCAAUCGGCUUACGGUCAUAUCCAAGGAGGUCUUCCAAAACUGGCCUCUGUACCAAAAACUGCAGAGCGAGGAGAAGCAAGAGGCAAGCUCUUCCGGGCCGAACGUCGUCUUGGCGCUCCACGACAAUGCCUGGCUAUGCGACUGCCGACUCAAGGGCUUCGUGGAGUUCACCCGCUCCCUCAGCCCCCCGAUUAUCCUGAUGAACUCCUACUUGACCUGCUCCGGUCCGGACUUUAGGGCCGGCAAGUUCUUUCACGAGGUGGAGCUGCAGGCUUGUGUGAAGCCCGUGGUCACCACCUCGUUGGCCAACCUCAGCCUACCGCUGGGCACCAACAUCACGCUGCGCUGCCUCGCCAAAGCUAGGCCAGAACCUGCAGUGUGGUGGACAUAUGGUCUGAAGAUAAUCAGAGGAUUUCAUGAGUCUCAGGAGAGGGUGGAUGAAGACACCAUCAGAUCCCUCUUGGUGAUCCCGUCGGUCCAUCUGGCCGAUCGGGGCGUCUACACGUGCAGUGCUGUCAACUUCAUCGGAAACUCCUCGGCCAACAUCCAGGUGGACAUCCUCUCUCCGGAUGGCGCCCAGUCGGCGCCUCUUCCCCACCUCCCAGCAGAUGACGAGAACAUCUACAUCGACAUCCGCAUCGCCAAACAGACGGUGCGUGGCAUCGCCGUCGAGUGGUUUGCCGUCUUGGACCACCCUGACCAGACGUGGUUCACCGUCCAUUUGGGCCAAGCCAACAGUGACAAGAAGGAGACUAUCUCCAUCGGCCCGGGCAUCCGUUCGUACUCCGUCUCUGACCUGAUGCCCGCCACCAAAUACGAAAUCUGCGUGACGCUCAAGAACCAGACGCCGCGGCCAGGCCAGUGCUUGGUGUUUGUCACGGGAAGCGACAUCACGGAGAUGGAGCAGCGGGAGAAGCUGAUCCACAUCGUGGUGAUCGUACUGGCCAUGGUUCUGGCCGUGCCCAUCGGCAUGUACGCCUGCACCACCGACACCAAGUUCACCUGCCUGGAAAGCCUGAUGGCGUUUUGGAAGAGGCAACGCAGCGAGAGAGGAUCGGCCGGCUUGGAGCGCGAGAGGAACGGCACCUUCGACAGCCUGCAGGCGGCCAGCGACGAGGGCCUGGUCCGGAAAGAGUCCAGUGAGGACAGGAAGGUGAGGCGGAGGUCCGAUGACAGGUCGCUUAAGAACAAGGCCGACCACAGCAGAAUCACUGCAGAACUCUACUAACUUUCUAAGCGUGAUAAGGUGGUGUGAUGCCUUGCUGAUACUCUUUACUCUCUCCUCUGUUCUAGGGCGGGAGAUUUGUUGACACGGUGUGAUUGGUCAAGAUUGUUAUUCAAGGGAUUGCGCCGUAUAGAGAUGUACUUCAUUGUUUCCAAUCCCUUUCUCUCUCUUUCUGAUCUCAUUCACCAUGUUUAUGAUUCUGAUGACUGGAUUGGGCUUGAUAACACAUUAUCUGUUUCUACAGGGAUUACUGCAGUGGUCCAAAUAUUUUGCAAACCGGAAACCAUUCGUUGACGACAAUAGUGGUCGCUGGGGUGGGCGGGUCAUUGAUAUCUCAAGAUACCGUUGUAAAAAAUGUAUCAAUCAGUAUUGCCUCAGACAGUUCUUUAAUAAGCUUCUGCGUGUCAUCAAUCACAUUCUCAUGUAAAUAUGAUUGAACAAGAUGGAUGAAUAAAAUUGUACUGAUUUUAUGUGUGAAAUCUUUCGUUCUCCAUGUCAAGAACGUGCCCGUUUACUGCGCUUUGUAUGAGCUCUAAAGUUUCAUCAGUUGAUCUGUAAUCCGCGCCUGCGUCACUGUACUCUUACAAUACGUCACAGGUUGGAGUCCUGCAAACACGGCAGAGCGGCAGCGGGUUUGCGUCGGACAUGAUCCGUCCUGAGGAAAGCCAGACAGAUGGCACCACGCAUAUGUGGCCCGGCCAUUGUUCAUUUGAGGUUAGAGACCAACAUCCUACUCUCUAAGUUUUACUGCAGAAAUAAAUGAAGUGAAAUCUGUCUUGGAAAAACUCAAAGGUUGGGUAUAUCUCAGGACCGUAUUUGGAACAAACAUAAUGAAACCUGUCCAUAGUUUGUAUGGUCCAUCAUCAGUGCUUUUUGCAACUUCCUACUGUGUAAUCCUCUGUGCGGCAGUAAUCCUGGCUGCCUCUUACAUGGCAUAAUGCACGGUCAUUUGGGAUGUUUGGCGUAUUAUUCCCUGUCCAUUUCUCUUUUAAUAGCCAUUGAAAGUGUGUCACCGUUCCCUCUCAGUUUGAUAACAAAUGUAUUUACGGAGGCUUGGAUUUCAUAUUGUAGUUCUCGUCAAAAUGCGCCAUAAAAUUGAUGACUUCAGCUUGUGAAGCCGAACCGGACGAGGUCAGAUGAACCUUUGGUUUGUCGCCAACGCUGCAAUAUUGCAGAAAGAUGAACAAGUUGGCCCUUGGAUUAGCGAGGGUAAUCUGCACAUUCCGUGUUUUAUGUAAUUUUGAAAAUACGCCGCUGUUGCAUGUUUGGCAAGGCUUUUUCCCCCCCAUAAAAUAUAGUAAGGCAUUUUGUUUGUUUUUAGAAAAAAGGACUAUGCAUAAUAAAUCUUUUUCUUUA